UUAACACACACUAGCUUGUUUAAGUGUGCGUUCUCUUCCAUCAAUACUUUCUCUCUCUACUCUCUCUCUUGUAUAAGAAAUGGUGAGUGAGACUAAGCUUCUAGGAUGUUGUGGAAGGUUUCUUGAGAGUUCAAAACAUCACUUUGCUACGAUUGCAUUGCAAUUUGGAUACGCAGGCAUGAAUGUUAUCACUAAGGUUUCAUUAAACCGAGGUAUGAGCCACUAUGUCCUUGUGGUUUAUCGUCACGCCUUUGCAACUGCAGUUAUCGCCCCGUUUGCGUUCAUCUAUGAAAGGAAAGCUCAGCCAAAGAUAACAUUCCCAAUAUUCAUGCAAAUUUUCAUCCUUGCUCUUCUUGGACCUGUGAUUGAUCAAAACUUCUACUAUGCUGGGCUGAAAUUCACAUCCCCAACUUUCUCUUGUGCAAUGAGCAACAUACUUCCUGCCAUGACUUUUGUGAUGGCAGUUUUAUGCCGGAUGGAAAAGAUUAACAUGAAGAAGAUGAGGUGUCAAGCAAAGGUGGUGGGGACCAUAGUGACAGUGGCUGGGGCCAUGUUGAUGACACUGUACAAAGGCCCCAUUGUGGAGUUGCUGUGGACCAAACAUUAUGCUCACCGCUACUCUCACAUCACAACCAAUAAUCUUCAAACCACACACACUUCAACUUCUUCCUCAGACAAACAAUGGUUCAUUGGCUCCAUUUUCCUUAUCAUUGCCACCUUUGCCUGGGCUUGCCUUUUUAUUGAACAGGCAAAAGCAUUGGAGACAUACAAGAAUCAUAAUCUCAGUCUGACAUCACUAAUGUGCUUCAUAGGGACACUUCAGGCAAUUGCUGUUACAUUUGUGAUGGAACACAAUCCUUCUGUGUGGAAGAUUGGCUUUGACAUGAACUUGCUUGCUGCUGCCUAUGCUGGGAUUGUGACAUCAAGCUUAACAUACUAUGUACAAGGACUGGUGAUCAACAAGAAAGGCCCUGUCUUUGCAACUGCCUUUAGCCCUUUGAUGAUGAUUAUUGUGGCCAUCAUGGGCUCCUUCAUCCUUGCUGAAAAAAUUUAUCUUGGAGGUGUUAUUGGGAGCAUCUUAAUAGUUAUUGGAUUGUACUCUGUCUUAUGGGGAAAGCAUAAAGAAAGAGUGGAAAGUAAAGUGAAUGAAGUAGAUCAAGAUAUAGCCUUACCAAUGAAGGCCUCUCCAGUUGAUGCGAAUAAUAAUAAUAAUAAUAAUAAUAAGUAUGCAGAUGACAAACAAUUAACAAUCAACGAAGCAAAAUCAGAGAAAGGAGAUAAAUCCAUCAGUAAGAUUGAUUCAGUUCACAUUAGCAUGCCUCACUCCAACCAAGAGCCAAAAGCUUAAUUAUAUACGCGACUGGAAUAAUAUCAAUGGAGAUUUUUGUUUCAUUUUGGGAUUUCCUUGGAUCCUUUUCAUAAUUGAAGGGGUCUUGUUUGGUGUAUUAUUACAUAUGUAGCUGCAUAAUUUUGAAGCAAACUUUCAAGUGAUUGUAUUAUCAGUUUAAUUAAUUAAAAAUGCAGAGACAUGUUUCUCUUUU
This is a messenger RNA of Prosopis cineraria, 1541 nucleotides long. Its product is annotated as WAT1-related protein At5g07050-like. The transcript is spliced from 7 exons. The record is from RefSeq and is a predicted model, not a curated record. Gene Ontology annotation, cellular component: plasma membrane. Bases 80 to 1348 code for a protein of 422 amino acids. NCBI's taxonomy places the organism in Eukaryota, Viridiplantae, Streptophyta, Magnoliopsida, Fabales, Fabaceae. Gene Ontology annotation, molecular function: transmembrane transporter activity.